UCUUGUCUGCUCGGCACAGCUGUGUUUCUCUUCUCUUUCACUGGGGGGUGACCUGCUACAGGUGUGAUACCUUAACCUCUCCUUUUAAGUGAGCAGGACAAAGAGAGGAGGAGAGGGAGAACUAACCUUCAGUCCAGCCGUUUCUCCGACACCAUCAGGAAUUCAGACAUCAUGUCCACCCCGAUGUCCCCGUCGCCCUCCCUCUCCCCGUUGACACUGGCCUCCCCAACCUCUCCCCAACCUGUGCCCUCCCCCCUCUCCCCUCCGGCCAGGGUGCCUGUGUUCCAGAGGAGGGGAGCACUCAAACACAAGAGGAUUGUCGAGGUGAAGGAUCACCAGUUUACAGCCCGCUUCUUCAAGCAGCCCACCUUCUGCAGCCACUGCACCGAUUUUAUCUGGGGCAUCGGCAAACAGGGAUUCCAAUGCCAAGGUAGAGAUAGAUUUUGUGCUUUUGUGGUGCACAAACGAUGUCACGAGUUUGUGACUUUCACUUGUCCCGGCUCUGUGACGGCCCCGAGACCAGAUGACAUAAAAAGUCGACAUGCAUUCAAAAUUCACACAUACUCCAGUCCCACGUUCUGUGACCACUGUGGCUCAUUGCUGUACGGCCUCAUCCACCAGGGCAUGAAAUGUGCAAGUUGUGAUAUGAAUGUUCAUCGACGGUGUGAAACCAGUGUUCCCAGUUUGUGUGGCCAGGACCAUACAGAGAAGAGAGGGAGGAUCCACCUGACUAUCAGAGGAGAGAAGGAGGAGGUCUUUGUCACAGUGCGGGAGGCUCGGAACCUGAUGCCAAUGGAUCCCAACGGCCUUUCAGACCCGUAUGUUAAAAUGAAACUGAUUCCAGAUCCAAAAAGCCACAGCAAACAGAAGACCAAGACCAUCCGUUCCACGCUCAACCCGGUCUGGAAUGAGAGCUUCACCUUCUCAGUACAUGGUCAGCAGUGGGACAGGCGUCUGUCUGUGGAGGUGUGGGACUGGGAUCGCACGUCUAGGAAUGAUUUCAUGGGAGCGCUGUCAUUCGGAGUGAGUGAAAUCUUCAGACGCCCAAUCAGCGGCUGGUUCAAACUGCUGGCUCAAGAUGAGGGAGAAUACUAUAACAUCCCUGUGCCUGACCCAGACCUGCAGGAACCCCAGCCUGAUUCUGCAGCACCACCUCUCCCUCAGGAGAUACCUGCCUCAGUGUCAGAACCCUUCCCUAUGGCUCUGUCCCCAUCACUGGUUCCAUCCUGUCCACUUGUCCACUCUCCAGGUAUAGGAAAGGUCAGAGUGAACAUCCAUGACUUCAACUUCCUCAUGGUGCUGGGAAAAGGCAGCUUUGGCAAGGUUCUGCUGGCAGAAGAACGAAGCAGUGAGCAUCUGUUUGCAGUCAAGGUGCUGAAGAAAGACGUGCUAUUCCAGGAUGAAGACACAGAGAGUGCCCUGGUGGAGAGGAGGGUCUUAGCUCUCCCCUCUCGUCCUCACUUCCUCACAUCACUCUACUGUGCCUUCCAGACUGAGGAUCGUCUGUAUUAUGUGAUGGAAUAUGUCAAUGGAGGAGACCUGAUGUUUCAUAUUCAAAUCGUUGGCAAGUUCAAAGAGCCUCAUGCAGCGUUUUAUGCAGCGGAGGUAGCAGUUGGUCUCUUCUUCCUGCACAGUAAAGGCAUCAUUUACAGGGAUCUAAAGCUGGACAAUGUGCUCCUUGACAGUGAGGGUCACAUAAAGAUCGCUGACUUUGGGAUGUGCAGAGAGGGCAUGUUUGAGGGUGACACCACUCGCACCUUCUGUGGAACCCCGGACUACAUCGCCCCUGAGAUUGUGGCGUAUCAGUCGUACAAUAAAGCGGUGGACUGGUGGUCUUACGGAGUACUUCUGUAUGAAAUGCUGGCAGGACAGCCACCAUUUGACGGUAUUGAUGAGGAGGAGUUGUUUCAGUGUAUCAUGGAGCAGAGCGUCUCAUACCCGAAAAGUCUCUCUCGCGAAGCUGUCGCUAUCUGCAAAGGACUGCUAACGAAACACCCGGCCAAGCGUCUGGGUGGAGGAGAGGAUGCGGAGCGAGACAUCAGGGAGCAUCCAUUCUUCCGCUGGAUUGACUGGGACCGCCUGGAGAGACUGGAGAUCCAGCCACCCUUCAAACCCAGAACUGGUGGAAGAAAAGGUGAAAACUUCGACAAGUUCUUCACAGCUGCACCAUCAGCGCUCACUCCCUCUGACCCGGACGUCCUUGCCGCCAUCAACCAGGAAGAUUUCCACGGCUUCUCCUUCCUCAACCCAGAGUUUGCCACCUCGCCCCUCACUGCUGUUUGAAGAUGGCUGCACCCUUUCACCUCCCAGUCCAAUA
Molecule: messenger RNA, 2317 nt
Organism: Thalassophryne amazonica
Lineage: Eukaryota; Metazoa; Chordata; Actinopteri; Batrachoidiformes; Batrachoididae
Gene: prkcg
Product: protein kinase C, gamma
Exons: 17
Coding region: 172-2283 (703 amino acids)
Biological process (GO): protein phosphorylation
Molecular function (GO): diacylglycerol-dependent serine/threonine kinase activity; ATP binding; zinc ion binding
Source: RefSeq, a predicted model, not a curated record